AUGGUCGAGGGUGCCGAGAGCGAAGACCAUGAGAUCCCCACCAGCGUGUUUGUCAAGGACUCCCUCAGGACCCCCCAACCAAGCCAGUAUGAUGCAGACUCCAUCCUUCCUGCUCCGUCUGUUACCGGCUCUAUUGAUGGCAGCCGUGCCAAUGAUGAAGGUCUUCUGACCAUCAGCCUCUCCUCAGACGACGAUGAUCUUACAAUACACCAUGAGGAGGACGAGAUGUUUGAGGGCGACGCCGCGAUGGGCCUGGGCCCUUCCAGCCCGUAUGAGAGAAGGUCUGACAAGUUCAAGCGCAACAGCCUGAAGAAGGUGGACAGCCUCAAGAAGGUGUUCUCGCGUCAGAGCAUCGAGAAAAAGAUGACCCAGAUCACCACAAGAAUCGUGCCUCCGGAGCAGCGUGAGAAAAUAAAAAAGAGCUUCACCACUAACCAUCCCAAGAGCCCGACUGCCAAGGUGUCCUCUUUCAAGGUAUCCCCCAUGACCUUUAACGUCAAGAAGGUCCGAGACGGGGCGGUCCCCACACAAGAAUUGGGCUCGACUGAGGAAAAGGUACAUGUGGAGAUUCCUGCUCUGGGAAGCAUGGAUGGAGAGUUUGUCCUGUCGGAGGAGCACAUCCGGGAAGGCGUGGUGGAGCAGAUCCACGAGAUGCUCGGCUCCACCUCCAGCAUCAAGGCACAGCUGGCAAUCAAUGGAGAGGCACCAAGCUUUGAGUGCGAGAUCAAUGGUGAUCAUGUCGCUGGCCUGGCAGUCGCAGAGGUUGAUGAUGGCGAGGAUGGAGAAGAGGAGGAAGAAGAGAAACAAAAAAACCCUGUUGAGAAAGCAGAAGAAACGCAGAUUCCCACAGCAACAGUUGCUGUAGAGCAAGUCGCUUGAUUGCCAUUAUAUAUAUUUUCUUGCACAAGUUUCUACAUUUAUGAUUACCCAGCAGGCACAAAUCAUCCCUCCACUGUAAAUAGUCUUAUGUUCUUGUUAUUAACACCUGUAAACACUAGAAAUAUACUCUUGGCAUCCUAAAGUAGUCCAUACUUGGACCAUCAACCCUAACCCUAACCCCUUACCACUACCUUAUUACAAGCUUAGUCUAAAAUACCUUGAAACCGACUGUUUAAGCAACUAGGUUAACACAUACACCUACAGUGUGUCCGAAUGAAAGUGCUUCCUAAACCCUGUGGGAGGGUUGUCCAAAGAAAGCACCAACGCACCAGUGUACUAUAACUCACUCCCCUUAAAAGGUGCCCACCUCCUCAAUAGCAGCACAUCUCCAGGGCACUGGGCCAACUAUCUCCAUCCUGCUCUGUUUGUCUGCCUCUGACGACCAGCCUCUUCAUUCUUUUUUUGUUUUUGUAAAAACAGUAAAUCUUCGGCUGUAGCGGUAAUGCCCACAGAAUGUUGAGGCGGUGUGUUGCCAGGUUGUGGAAGCGUUGGAAUGAGAAAUGUCAGGGUUUUCAGUGAGAAGGUUCAGGGGUGUUUUGUUGUGGACUAGAGGUUGUUUACUAAAAUCUUUGGAGCUAUGUAAAAAUAUUUAACUAACAGUUGAACUUUAUUAAGUUGAUUGGCGCUGUCUUGUAUCCUGUCCUUCACUUGCGCCCGUAGAAACACUUGCAUAGUGCAAUCCAAUUGGUCAAUUUCACCUUUAUCAUUUAUGUUCUACCUAACUUACCACGGGAGGUGCAUGUAGGGCUUUAAAGUAUUUGAUUAAUUUGCGAUUGCCAAUUGAGUAUCCUCCAGGUUUAAGAAAAAUAGAUGGCAUUUGAAAAAGUCUAAAUGUUUAUGCAAAUCAUGCCAAUCAUUAGCCUAAAAAAGCUAAAGGACAAACGCAUUUACUAAUAAGCGCUCCCACAAUUGUGCUAAAUUACACUGGUACAACGAAGGACAUCGUUGCAGGA
This is a messenger RNA of Notothenia coriiceps (black rockcod), 1892 nucleotides long. RefSeq names its product serum deprivation-response protein-like. The transcript has 2 exons. The record is from RefSeq and is a predicted model, not a curated record. The coding region runs from base 1 to 879 and encodes 292 amino acids. Gene Ontology annotation, cellular component: cytoplasm; caveola. Gene Ontology annotation, molecular function: protein kinase C binding. NCBI's taxonomy places the organism in Eukaryota, Metazoa, Chordata, Actinopteri, Perciformes, Nototheniidae.